Messenger RNA from Seminavis robusta, 2208 nucleotides. The record is from the annotation of a GenBank genome assembly. Lineage: Eukaryota; Bacillariophyta; Bacillariophyceae; Naviculales; Naviculaceae.
GCAGUGCAGGUUUCAAGUGUCCCCAAAGCAGUUGCCAACACUUCUCUUCUCACAAAACAAAACAAAACAAAACAAAACGAAAAACAGAACUAAACAUUUCAAACAGCAACACAAUGACGACCGUAACAGGAGAAUCAGUUGGAAUCGACUUGGGGACCACCUACAGCUGUGUUGGUGUCUGGCAAAACGAUCGCGUCGAGAUUAUUGCCAACGACCAAGGCAACAGAACCUCGCCCAGCUACGUGGCCUUCAACGAUACUGAACGCCUCAUUGGAGACGCAGCAAAAAGCCAAGCUGCAAUGAAUGCCACAAACACGGUGUUUGACGCCAAGCGCUUGAUUGGGCGCAAAUUUAGCGACCCAAGUGUGCAAGCCGACAUGAAACAUUGGCCCUUCACAGUCAAGGCUGGCCCCGGUGGUGCUCCAAUCAUUGAGGUUACAUACAAGGGAGAAAAGAAAACAUUCAAGGCGGAAGAGAUUUCUUCAAUGGUCCUUGGGAAGAUGAAAGAAGUCAGUGAAGCCUACCUGGGCAAGGAAGUGCAGAACGCCGUCAUUACGGUGCCAGCCUACUUCAAUGACAGCCAGCGUCAGGCGACCAAGGACGCAGGAGCCAUUGCCAACCUGAAUGUGCUUCGAAUUAUCAACGAGCCAACAGCCGCAGCCAUUGCGUAUGGCCUUGACAAGAAGGGAGCAGAGAAGACUGUCUUGAUCUUUGAUCUGGGUGGUGGAACCUUUGAUGUUUCUCUCUUGACAAUCGACGACGGCAUCUUUGAAGUGAAGGCAACAGCUGGUGAUACCCAUUUGGGCGGAGAAGACUUUGACAAUCGCAUGGUGGACUACUUCCUACAAGACUUCAAACGUCGCUUCCGCAAAGACAUGUCCAAGAAUCAACGUUCUCUUCGCCGUCUACGAACCGCGUGUGAAAGAGCCAAGCGCACGCUGUCUUCGUCGACCCAGGCACAUAUCGAACUCGACUCUUUGUUCGAUGGUAUUGAUUACAAUGCCACAAUAACCCGCGCCCGAUUUGAGGACCUCUGCAUGGACUACUUCAAGAAGUGCUUGGAGCCUGUGGAGAAGGUACUCAAGGACUCUGGCAUGGCAAAGAGCCAAGUCAAUGAGAUUGUAAUGGUUGGCGGAAGCACUCGCAUACCCAAGAUUCAAUCCAUGUUGUCUGAUUACUUUAAUGGAAAGGAACUUUGCAAGUCUAUCAAUCCCGAUGAAGCUGUUGCCUAUGGCGCCACAGUCCAGGCUGCGAUUUUGUCUGGAGGUGCGGCUAAAUCGGACAAGCUCAAUGACGUCCUCUUGUUGGACGUGACUCCUCUUUCCCUUGGUUUGGAGACGGCUGGUGGUGUCAUGACCACUUUGAUCAAACGCAAUGCGACAGUCCCCACAAAGAAGUCACAGAUCUUUUCCACGUACGCGGACAACCAGCCUGGCGUGUUGAUCCAAGUCUUUGAGGGCGAGAGGACCAUGACCAAGGACAACAACUUGCUCGGAAAGUUCAGUCUCGACGGUAUUCCACCAAUGGCUCGCGGACAGCCCCAGGUGGAGGUGACUUUUGACCUGGAUGCGAACGGAAUUCUCAACGUGUCGGCGGUAGAAAAGUCGACGGGCAAAGAGAACAAGAUCACAAUCACCAAUGACAAGGGACGCUUGUCUCAAGAGGAGAUUGACAAAAUGAUCUCCGACGCGGAAAGAUUCAAGGCUGAAGAUGAUGUCAACAGAAACAGGAUCGAAGCCAAGAAUUCCUUGGAGAACUACAGCUACAUGCUGAAGACUUCGAUCAGUUCCGAUGAGGUCAAGAACAAGAUUCCCGCGGAGGAAAAGGCCAAGCUAGAAGGCGCCAUCGAGGACACUAUCAAAUGGCUUGACUCCCACAGUUUCGCCGAAGUUGAAGAGUACGAAGAAAAGCGAAAGGCGUUGGAAAGUAUUGCAAACCCAGUCUUGCAGCAAAUGGCUGGUGGAGCCAGUGGAGUGCCUGACAUGAAUGCGGCGGCUGCCAAUCCUGGAGCGGCUAGUGGCCCUGAAAUCGAGGAAAUCGACUAAAACCCGUAUCAAACACAUGGACUCAGACCAGGAUCAAGCAAACCCUUGAACCAAUGGGAGCUAGCAGUUCCAGGUACUGGCAGGUUGUAGGAAAGAAUAAAAUAGUAUUCGCAAGAAAUUAGUACACAGUAAACAAACAGAUUGAAUUCGACUUCAGGUAGCU